This is a messenger RNA of Phycodurus eques (leafy seadragon), 723 nucleotides long. RefSeq names its product mitochondrial ribosomal protein L49 (gene mrpl49). NCBI's taxonomy places the organism in Eukaryota, Metazoa, Chordata, Actinopteri, Syngnathiformes, Syngnathidae. Gene Ontology annotation, molecular function: structural constituent of ribosome. Bases 30 to 539 code for a protein of 169 amino acids. Gene Ontology annotation, cellular component: mitochondrial large ribosomal subunit; ribosome. The transcript has a single exon. Gene Ontology annotation, biological process: translation. The record is from RefSeq and is a predicted model, not a curated record.
GGUCAGACACCGACCGUUCCUGUUCAGUCAUGGCGGCCAACUUCGCCAUUCGUUCGGUGGCGCCGCGACGAGUCUUUGGUUUACAGAGAGGGUCACCGGGAUCUCCUAUUUCCGUGGUGGGCCUCAGGUCCCUUUGUGCCACAAAAUGGCCAAUCCAAGAGUCGACGGAGGAAUAUGAAUUCGUCGAGCGUCUCCUCCCGCCGUCUCGGGUUCCCACUCCGCCCAAGCACCUGGGACCGACCCCGUCUGGCUGGACCCCGCCGGCAGAGUCCCCGCCGUCUCUCCCUUACAUGAUACGUCGCUCCCGCAUGCACAACAUUCCGGUCUACACUGACGUGACCCACGGUAACCGCAGGAUGACGUUGGUCCGGAAGGUGGAGGGCGACAUCUGGGCUUUGGAGAAAGACGUGAAACGGCACCUGAAGGACGUGACUGGCAAAGAAAUGCCCACUCAGGUCAACGAGGUGACGAUGACACUGAAGGUGAAAGGCCAUUUUGAUAAGGAGCUGAAAGAAUGGUUGAGCAGGAAAGGCUUCUGAAGGAGCUUGGAGGGAGACAUGCUCGUGUGUGACACUCGUUCAGCUCUGCCUCGCACCAAACAGACGCAGUUUAGAGUCCGAGAAACUCAUAAAUGCAUAGCAAUUAUUUGGUGCAUGCCUGUAGAAGCCAUGGCCGAGUUGCUGGUAAUGAUUCCAGAUGUCCAUAAAGCAUAACAUCUGUAAA